Globicephala melas (long-finned pilot whale) is the source of this 4315-nucleotide messenger RNA. RefSeq names its product twinkle mtDNA helicase (gene TWNK). Gene Ontology annotation, cellular component: mitochondrion. The record is from RefSeq and is a predicted model, not a curated record. Gene Ontology annotation, biological process: mitochondrial DNA replication. Lineage: Eukaryota; Metazoa; Chordata; Mammalia; Artiodactyla; Delphinidae. Gene Ontology annotation, molecular function: 5'-3' DNA helicase activity; single-stranded DNA binding; ATP binding.
CGCGCCCUUCCCCGGCUCACCUGGCGCCGCGGGACGAGGGCGCGUCACGGCUGAGGCUUAAACUGAGACGCUGCAGCUGCUGCACGUAGCGACCCAGCCCGUUGUGCAGGACACUGGUCAGAAAGCGGCUCGCGCUCCCGCGCGCCGUCAUGGCCGCAGCUCCGAAGCCGUCGAGCCCGGCCUCUCAGUGUGGGGGCGGGACUAACCCAAGGCUUCCGCUUCCUGGAACACUGGCGCCGCGGCAGUUUUGUUUCCGAGGUCGUGGCUAGUGGCGCGAGUGACCCAUGUUGCAGGCAACAGGGGCAAGAGGAAAGUGGUGACUCGGGGCCGGGGUCAGGAGCGGCGGAGCUCCUAGCAGUGGAGCCGAGAAAACCACGCGGCGGAGGCGCGGCGGGCGUCCCUCUGAGCGCGGAGCUCGGCGGGAGCGAAGGAGUGGCGCUCAGGUUGCCUCGUGUCCCCUUGAGGGAAGGAGCGGCGGAGCGGUCCUCUAGCAGGGGGCUCAGAGGAGAGGGACUACGGAAGGGACGCAGGCGGCCGCAGAGAUGAGGACGACGAGGAGGGGCAGUGGAGGGGCGGUAGUGGCGAGGAGAUGAUCGAGAAAAACCGCAUCGGCGAGGGGCGGCGCGGAGGGGAGGCGGCGGGGGCAGCAGCUGUGGAGGACUUCAGAGGUAGGGAACCGGCCAAAGGGACACGGACGUGAAAGGGCCGUGUCCUCUGGCAUAGAUGUGAAGUGGCAAUGUCGAGGGGCUGAAGAGGAUUCAGAGGGAGAAGAGAGCUGCGUGCAGGAUCCCUAGGGUCUGACCUAGUAGUGAAGGCACCCGAACCGGGCACCUAAGGCAUUUCAAGCAGUGACUUCCCCCGUUUGACUAGGAAUGUGGGUCCUCCUCCGAAGUGGGUACCCCCUCCGUAUCCUGCUGCCACUACGUGGGCCGUGGAUGGGGUGGAGGGGCCUGCCACGAAGCUUGGCCGUGGGCCCUCCUCGCAGACGGUACAGGAAGGAGGCUCUCGCCGCCUUGGAGGUACCAGUGUUGCCUGUAACAGCAACUGAAAUCCGGCAAUAUUUGCGGGCCCAUGGGAUCCCCUUCCAGGAUGGGCACAGCUGCGUGCGGGCACCUAGUCCCUUUGUGGGUGCCUCGAAGCUCAAGGACGAGACUGGUGCUGCCACUUCCUUCAGCCUCUUCAUUGACAAGACCACAGGCCGCUUUCUCUGCAUGACCAGCCUAGCUGAGGGGAGCUGGGAAGACUUCCAGGCCAGCGUGGAGGGGCGAGGGGAUGGGGCCAGAGAAGGGGUCCUGCUUAGUGAGGCCCCAGAAGCUGAGGACAGUGAGGAGGUCCAGAGGAUCUGGGACCGAGCCGUACCUCUCUGGGAGCUGCCUGAACCAAAAGAGGCCCAGCUGGCUCGCGUGAUGUUUGGCCUCACCAAAGUGACAGAUGACACACUCAAGCGUUUCAGUGUGCGCUACCUGCGGCCUGCUCACAGCCUUGUCUUUCCUUGGUUCUCCCCUGGAGGAUUGGGAUUACGAGGCCUGAAGCUACUAGGGGCCGAAGGCCAGGGUGACAGAGUGCACUAUAUGGAGACCACCAUCCCCCAGCCUGGUGCCUUCCACAACCUGUUUGGGUUACCCCUGAUCAGUCGUCGAGAUGUUGAGGUGGUGCUGACGAGUCGUGAGCUGGACAGCCUGGCCUUGAGCCAGUCCACAGGGCUGCCCACCCUUGCCCUACCCCGAGGAACAGCCUGCUUACCCCCUGUCUUGCUUCCUUACCUCGAACAGUUUCGACGCAUUGUGCUCUGGCUGGGGGAUGACCUUCGGUCCUGGGAAGCUGCCAAGCUGUUCGCCCGAAAACUGAACCCCAAACGAUGCUCCUUGGUGCGGCCUGGGGACCAGCAGCCCUCUCCCCUGGAGGCUCUGAACCAAGGCUUAAAUCUUUCUCGUAUUCUGCGUACUGCCCUGCCUGCCUGGCACAAGUCUAUCGUGUCUUUCCGGCAGCUUCGGGAGGAGGUGCUAGGAGAACUGUCAAAUGUGGAGCAGGCAGCUGGCGUUCGCUGGAGCCGCUUCCCUGACCUCAAUCGUCUCUUGAAGGGACAUCGGAAGGGCGAGCUGACAGUCUUCACAGGGCCGACAGGCAGUGGAAAGACGACAUUCAUCAGUGAAUAUGCCCUGGACUUGUGUACCCAGGGAGUGAACACGCUAUGGGGUAGCUUUGAGAUCAGCAACGUGAGACUAGCCCGGGUCAUGCUGACACAGUUCGCUGUGGGGCGACUGGAAGAGCAACUGGACAAAUAUGACGAGUGGGCCGACCGCUUUGAAGACCUGCCCCUCUAUUUCAUGACUUUUCAUGGGCAACAGAGCAUCAGGACUGUGAUAGACACGAUGCAACAUGCAGUCUACGUGUAUGACAUUUGUCAUGUGGUUAUCGACAAUCUGCAAUUCAUGAUGGGUCAUGAGCAGCUGUCCACAGACAGGAUUGCAGCUCAAGACUAUAUCAUCGGGGCUUUUCGGAAGUUUGCCACAGACAGUAGCUGCCAUGUGACACUGGUCAUUCACCCCCGGAAGGAAGAUGAUGAUAAAGAACUACAGACAGCAUCCAUUUUUGGCUCAGCCAAAGCAAGCCAGGAAGCAGACAAUGUUCUGAUCCUGCAGGACAGGAGGCUGGUAACUGGGCCAGGGAAACGGUAUCUACAGGUGUCCAAGAACCGCUUUGAUGGAGACGUAGGUGUCUUCCCACUUGAAUUCAACAAGAGCUCUCUCACCUUCUCCAUACCACCAAAGAGCAAGGCCCGGCUCAAGAAGAUCAAGGAUGACAAUGGGCUAGUGGCCAAAAAGCCCUCUUCUGGCAAAAAGGGGGCUGUGCCCCAGAUCUCUGAGACUCACUCUGACCAGGCCCCCAACCCCAACAAGCCAGAUCUCUCCAAGCCUUCAAGGUGAAGGCAUUGCAGAGCUGGAUGCUGAAAUGAGCCUACCAGGACAGGCUGGGGUAGAGACUCUUAGUCCUCUGCUAGGGCUGCCUCUGUCCUGUAGUUGUGACCUAUGGGCCCUUCUCAAUCUGAGGGGCCUAGCCUAGGGCAGGGUUUCAUUGCAAGAGAAUUCAAUUUAGCAAAUAUUUGAGAACCUGCUGUGUGCCAGGUUUUGUUCUGCAUCCUGCGAAUAUAGCACUGACAAGACAGAUGAGGUCCCUGCUUCCACAGAACCUGUAAUGUGGUAGAAGAGACAAGAUAAGCAAUGAACAAAUACAUACAAAACAUAGUUUUAGAUAGUGAAAAAUGCUCUAGAGGAAAAAAUACAGUAAUGUGAUAAUGCUUACAGGCUAGUUUAGAUUAAGAUCUGAAAAGGUGUCUCUGAGCAGAGGACAUUUGAGCUGGGGCCUCUGAAGAACUAGGAUUGAGCCAUGUGAACAUCUGGAGAAAGGAGUCCAGGCAGAGGGAAAAGUAAAUACAGAGGCCCUGAGGUGGGAAUGAGCAAGUUGAGGUAAAAGCAGUGGGGAAGCUGGAAAGGGGAUAGGGGACUUCUUGCCAAAACUCCAGCCCAGGCUUUCAGAGCCAAGGGGCGACAUGGUGGAUACCAAUCUCCUCUGCUCCCCACUCUGGAGCCUGCCCUGAGGUAGUGCUUACUACCAUUGGAUCUAGGUGCUCAGCCCUUAUAAUACCAGGGACAGCCACAAAGGUGGAAGCCUGGAAGAGAGCCAUGGAAGGGAGCUGUUAGCCCAGGGUGCCUGCCACCUAGACACUCAUUCCAUGGUAUGCUGCCUUGGACUGCUGGAGUGGCUACAAUCAUGACGUUGUAGAGCCUUUUCCAGUUUUACUGAAAAAAGUUUCCAUUGCCUUUGUUUCUGUGCUUUUUCUUAUUUGACCACUGGGUGUCACCCCAGUCUUUAACUGGAUUUUCCUCUCACUUUGAAUUGGGAGCAGAUAGGUCCCCUCCCCCACCCUGUCUGAGCUGCGCACUCCCAAGAAAGCAGGGGUAUUAAAGGGUCUUCAUGCAUGCACACCCUUACAUCUCUUUGUGGCCUAGGGAAGACAGGAUGGUGCUUCUUUAUCUGUCUUCCCUGAGGAUCUCCAUGUGAUCCCUGGCAGAGGUGCGGAUCACUGGGCCCCAUGCCUAAGGCUUUGCCUGACCAGCUGUACCUCUGUGACAUGAGCCACUCACUGACCUCUCUUCGUGGACCCAAGCUCAGCAUAUUCUUAUCUGGCCACCCCCCACCCACCCCAUACAUUUCCCUCCUCUUGUACCCUCUCAGCUUUUCUCUUAUGUUAGUGUGUGUCAGAACUGGGGCUCUUGUUUAAAAAUGCAGAACCUAUUUUUUUAACAUCUUUAUU